AUGAUAACAAGAAGUAUUAAUUCAAACUUAAAAUUAGUGAUAAGAAAGAUGGACAUCUUUGGAUAGCCAAUAAAUCUAAAUCUAGAUCUUAAAUCUAAGUACCAGACUUUCUUGGGAGGAUUUGUUUCGAUGUUCAUAGUCCUAUUAUUGAUUGGUUACAGUGUUAAUGAGAUCAUUGGAUAUACAAUAUAAAGAGGAAUAUAAAUUACUUAGGAAGUAAUAUUCUCAUAUUAUUGAUAAUAGACAAGAUUCAAUUAUGAUCCUGAUGUGUUAGUACUUAACAAUAAGAAUUUCAUUUUUGCUAUUAGAGUUGAAUAAGAAAGUUUCUAUUAGUUUCCUUAAUUCGAUAUUCAAGUUAGAUAAUACCAAAAUAAAAAAGAAGUUUCAAUGGAGUUGCAAUAGUGUACUUUCUAACAAUUCAUUAAUGUUUUAAAUUCGAGUUAAGUGCUUGAUUUCUUAUAAGCAAACUAAGUUGAUACUUGGUUAUGUCCAAAAUCUGAAUUCUAAAUUGAAUUAGAAGGAACAUAAUUUUGUAUGUAAUCAUAUUUUGAAAGGAAAGCUGCUUAAUUUUCAAAUUUGAUGAUUGAGAUUGGUGAAUGCAAGUUAAGGAGUUCUUGGGGUAGUGAAUGUCAGACAAGAACAUAGAAGGAUAGUUAUAAGUUAUAGAUGAUUACAAAAAAUACAGUAUUUAUAAAUAGUAUAAGGUUUUAGUUUAUCAAUCCAUUUAAUAAUGAAUUUGUAGCUGAAGAUUACUUAGACAAUUCUAUGAGUUUGUACUUCUAACCAGGAGAUCUGUAGAGAAUAGAUUAUCAAUUUCAUAAGCACAUUACAAAAGAUUAUCAGGGACAAAUUAAAAUAGAGUAGAGAUGCCAAUAAUAUUAGAGGAUUACUAGAUGAAUAAGAGUGGAAUAUCUUUUCGACAAAUUCAUUCAAACAGAUCUAUGAAGGCAAGAACAAUUUAGUAUGGUCUCGUAUAGUGUUUAUGCGAAGCAAUUUCUCUACUAAUUAUAAUAGAGAAUAUUAGACAGUGACUGAUCUAUUAUCUAAAAUUGGAGGUUUGUCUUAAUCAGUGAUUUCUAUUGUAGGAGUAAUAAUUACUUAUUAUAAUAGAGCAUAAUGUAAUUAAUAAGUAGUAUAUAGUUUAUUUGGAUAUAUCUAAUCGUCUUUAUGAUUAUGAUUUUAAUGGAGAAAAUGAUCAGGGUACCAAAGGUUCAGGAUUAGUUGAUCCAUUACAUUAUAGUGUUUAACUUCAUUAAGAAACAUCUCAACCACUUAAGAAAAAGAGGAAAGUUGUAGACAAAACAAAUAUUAUAAAAUAGCCAGAAGAAGAUUCUAUGGAUGAAGAUCCUCAAUUCAAAGAAAGAGUAUUGAGAGUAGUAGAGGAGUAGAAGUAAAUCAUGGAUAAGUAUCAAUUUAAGAGUAGGAAACAUUUUUUAUUAUCAACUUUCUAAUAAACUAUAUUGAUGAAAUAAUCUAUUUAACUUAAUCUCAAAUACUUUUUUUAGAAACUCUUUUGUAAAAAAUCUGAUCCUAAAGAAGAUCCUCGUUUGUAUGUAUUAUAAAAGGCUUUGACUUCAGUUAGACAAGAAUUAGAUGUAUUUUCAAUCUUAAAUCGAAUUCAUCAAUUAGAAAAAUUGAAGAAAAUCCUUUUAGACAGAGAUCAAUUAAUUUUAUUUAAUUAUUCCCCUAAACCAGUAAUUGCUGUUAAUGAUAAAGACAAGGAAACUGAUUUCUUACAUUAUUCUAAACAAUAAUCUCUUAAGCAAAUGACUUUAGUAGAUAUAGCAGAAGAUAUUAAAAAGAAAUUAAAAUCAACUUAUAUUACAAAAGAACAUCUCAGUAUUGAAAAUGUGUUUAAUUCAUAUAAGGCAAUAGCUGCCAAGAAUAGAAAGUCCAAUCGUUAUUAUUAUAAAAUCAAUAGGAAAUUGAAAUAAUUCUUAGGUGAUCAAGUAAAGGCUAUCUUUAAAGCUUCCAAAUUAUUAAAGUUUCCUGAAGAUGAUUAGAUUCCAGAUAUGGGAAUAGAUGAUAUUAUGUCAGUGGGAGGUGAAACAGUAGCCUAAUAUCCUUUGAGUAUUCGUCCAUCUGUGAAUAUAAAUCAUCAAUACUAAUGAUAAUUAAUAUAUAUUAACGAAUUUAUAUAUGUCUGUUAUUUUCGAAGACAUCGAGGUAUUUAUACAUCCUACUAGUUAGAAUUUAAACUAUCUACAAUUUCAAUUUAACUAAGCCUUACGAUUAGGCAAAUUCAUAUACUAUAUAGGUACUGCUUUAGUAUAAGUUAGAGAAUUCUCUUCUUCGUAAGGUUAGCUUCAUUGAAAACAAUUGCUCAGAUAGUGUCAUAGUAUAGGCUGAAGUUUCAAUGAUCUGUACAGAUGGCAAACUUAUAUACUCCUUAUUAUGUAACAACAAUUUUAUAAUCAUAUUAGAGAAUGGAGACAUCUAUUAAAUUGAAUAGCCACCUCGUCUCCUUAAAAGUGGAAAUAAUUAUAAGUGGAUCUCUCCUAUAGCAGCAAUUGAUCAAUCUCAUAGAGGUUUCAUUUGGAAAACUAAUAAACAAAUAUAUAGUCAUUGUAAACAUAUUUCCUCUUACCAGGAUCGCAUUACUCUAAUUACAAUUGGUGGUAAGAUAUUUAAUGUUGUUGCUGAUAAAACUAUCCCAAUACCAUAAUUGAAUGGAUUAAAAUUGAAUACAUACUUUAAGAAAUCCUUGCUAUUCUCUUUUGGUGGAGUGGCCAUAACAGAAAGUGGAGAAUUUUAUCUAUUCAAUCAAAAGAUGAUCAGAGUUAAAAUAAAGGAUAUAAAAGAUAUCUUUUCUACUGAUAAGUACAUCUUUGCUAUUCAAAAUAAUCAUACAAUUUUACAAUAUUCUAUUGAAGACAUUCAAUCUCAUCAAUUCUUUACUAAUUAAUAGAUCUUUUAAAAAAUGCAUUAUUGUAAUGAUGUAGAAUUCAAAUGUAAACAGAAACAAUUUCAAAACAUUUCUAUACUUCAAUCAGAAUAUUCUUGCUCUUCUUUUGCAUACAUUAAAGAAAAUAAGAUUCUUGAUACUAGUCUCAAUUUAACUGACAAAACAAAUUAAGUUCACAAUAAAAGUAAUAGUAUACUUAUAAUGAAAUAAUCUUUAUUUGAUGAUUGGGAUUGCAAAAAGAAAAUCUUGGAUUCUAGAAGAUCUACUACAAUAGAUAAAUAACCAUAAACAGAGUGUAUAAAUGAGGGAUCAACAUUAACUUUGGCAUAAAAAUUAGCAACUAUAAGAGAGAGUUUAAAUUUUGAAAAACCAAUACCAGUAUAAAUUGAGAAAGAUAAAAAAGAUCGUAAUAGAUAAUAAAGUCUUAUUCAAUUACAUUAAGUGUAGAUUGAAGAUCUACCUUAAAAUCCUACUCCUAUAAAAUUGGAUAAUUUACUUAAUAAAAUUCAUGUUAAUAAACCAGAAAAACCUAUUGAUUAAUUAUUAUUAAUAUAAAAUAAAUAAGAAUUGUAAGAUUCAUUACCAACCUUUUAAAAUGAUAAUUAAUUUACUAAUAAUAAUGAUACUUUAAAUAAUAAAAAAAAAUCUAAAUAAAAUAAUUGUACUUCAAGAUCAAAUAGAAGAUAAGAUAGUUUGUCAGCAUAAUCUGGCAUAGAAUUUUAAAAUAAUAGUGGAUUUAUUUAAUAAUAAGAUAGUUUUGUAGAUAUUUUAGAUAAUGAUUCAAUUAAGAAAGAUCUUCCUUUACAAUUAUAACCAUUUGAUAAAUCUAAUAAAUAUAAGAAAAAUACAUUAGAUACUAUUCAAUCUUAUGAUAAUGAAUAAGAUCCUAAAACUACUAAUAGAUUAUCAAAUAAAAAGGAUUAAGUACUUUAAUUAAGUAAUAGAUCACCAAACAAGAAAACAAUUAGAGACCCAUUAAUUACUGAAAGAAGUUCAACUAAAAGAAAUAUUGAAUAGGCAAAAUAAGAUUUAGAAACUUUGGUUAAUAUGAUUAAUAAAUAAAAAGAAAACACUGAAAUAUCAAAAUCUAAUAGUAUUGUUCAUGUUAAAUAAAAAUCAAGUAUAAGGAUGAUAUCACCUCCUAUAUAAGUAGGAUCUUCAUUGACUAGACCUGAAAGUAAAAUAACACCAUUAAAAAAUAGAAGGGCAUCUCUUAUUAGUGAAAGUUCUCAAUAAGAAUCAUUUAAAAUGCCUUAAAGGAUAUCAAAAUAAAAUAUAUCUUCAAAAUUAAAUACUUAAUAAUCAUUCAAUUCAUCAAGUUAACAUUCUUAAUUCUAAUUUGAUUCUUAAAAUUUUAGAUAAUUGAAUACUUUAUAAGAUUAAGAAUCAUAAUUAGAUUUAAAGAGUGCUAAGACUAUAUUUGAUUAAUCACUUACUUAAUAGAUGAAAAAAUUAGAUUAAUUAAAAGGAUUAAAAAAAGUUUAAUGUUCAUCAUAAGUAAACAUAUUACGUAACAACAGUUUGAAUAAGAAAUCAAGUAUUAUUGUUAAUACUUAAUAAAAAUAAUGUAAAUAGAAUUUGAGAAAACAAGAAGCAAUAUUAAAGAAAUUAUUCUUUCGAUUAGAUGUUAGAUUAAAACUUUAAUAAUUAGAGUUUGUGAAUAAUUUGAAAUGUUUACUUUGA
This is a messenger RNA of Paramecium primaurelia, 4588 nucleotides long. The record is from the annotation of a GenBank genome assembly. Lineage: Eukaryota; Ciliophora; Oligohymenophorea; Peniculida; Parameciidae.